AAUCAUUGAAAAAGUAAUAAAAAUAAAUUCUUUUAUAAUUAUUAAGUCAAGGCUAUUCGAAUAAAAAUGAUUUCUGAAGGUUACGCCUAUUUCGUUAAACAUUUUUUGGAAAAUAUUUAAUACGCAAUAAUAUUAACGAUAAUUGUAUUAUUUUUAUGCCGCAAUUUCAAUAUAAAAAAAUGUUUAUCAGUUUAUGUGACUAACUUCAACGCGUUUUUUCAGUCAAAUAGUUCUAACCAUUGCAACAAAAGUUUCGCAUGCUUAUAGCAAGGAUGCAUAUAGAAUAAUGUAAUCUUUUUUUGUCCAUCUCUUUGACAAUAUUUUUCAAAAUGUUUGUGUUUUAUUAUGUGGAGAUCAUCAAAAAGGAUUGUAGUUGGAUGUAUUCAAUUAAUUAUGCAAUGUGGUCGUAGUAAUCUCGACGUUGACAACGUAGACGAUAUGUCCGAAUAUGAUGUUCAUGAUGUCCCUGUGCAUUUUCAACCGCAAAUCUUCCCUAUGGCUUUGCAACAACGACAAGAGGAAUUUCAACAUAGACCAGAUGCGCCGGGAACAAGAAGACGUUCACCACCAGAAAUCGUUUCAAAGAUGAUUCAAGCUUUGGAAGAAUUAACGGAAACGAAAUCAUUGCCCGCCAUCGACAAGGUGCGCGGUUGUCAUCGACUUACAUUCCAAUCUUCUUUUCAAUUAGUAAACGAAGAAAAUAGCUAAUAUUUAAUAUAACAACGGUGCGUAAAGAUCAUCGUGCGUUAAUAACAUUCGAUGUUGAACUAUCAUUUUAUGCGAACAAAAUAUUUAGAUAUUAUUUUCCUAUCUUUUAUUCCAUCUUUUCAUCUGUUCUUGCGAAUUGUCGAUGUCUUAUUAUUACUUUUUUUUUUAAUUAGCAAUUUUUAUCGGUUUUAAAGUCUAACAAUGUUUUACAUAAAUAAAAAUAAAAUCACAUUUUUAACGUUUAACCGAUCAGCGAAAUUAUGGUAUAGGAAUUAUAUGUAGCGGAUAAAAGUUCAAGACGAUUUUUUUUAAAGAUUAUCGUAUUAUGUUUCAAGUAUCCGCAAAGUAUUAAGUCUUGAGAGUCGUAAAAUUAUACACAAAUAGUAUAAAUGUAUAUCCUUUCAUCGAUUUACGCGGUGCUUUUUAUAUGCGGUAAAUAAUCCCUCCGUUUUUAUGCAGACUUUUUAUACUCUGUAUCAAUUUACGCGAUCUCAUUUUACGCGAUGAGAAAAUAUAUUUUUCCGUGAUCCUUAAUGAUUAAAAGGUUUCUAGAUAUUUCAAGCGAUGAAGAUAAUGAUUUUGUGCAAAUUAAGAAGAUAAGAUUGAUUGUUUCGGAUUACGGUAUAGACACCGAUAACGAAUAGAAUUUAUUUUGAUUUUUCUAAAUUUUCAUUUUUCUUUUUUUAUGAAAUUAUUAUUAUCGGCAACUUUCUGUAGUAUUCUUUUUUCGUAUUGAUAAAUUCUAUGCUGUUUUCUUCUACGGAAAAAAAAACGUAUGGAACGAACACUACGCGUAAAUCGAAAGAAGGAUGUAUAAUUAUAAGAAUAUUCUGUUAAUCGUUGAUAACGUAUCCUUCAGAAAGGAUUAUCGUUUUAAACUUUUGUCCUCUACUGUAUAUUAUCAAAAUUAUUAUUAUCUCAUUACGAAGCGUAAUGAAUGAAAGAGAAUCAUAUAUUUUUCUAAAUGU
This is a messenger RNA of Vespula vulgaris, 1676 nucleotides long. RefSeq lists its product as uncharacterized. The record is from RefSeq and is a predicted model, not a curated record. NCBI's taxonomy places the organism in Eukaryota, Metazoa, Arthropoda, Insecta, Hymenoptera, Vespidae. The transcript is spliced from 2 exons. The coding region runs from base 346 to 708 and encodes 120 amino acids.